This is a messenger RNA of Paramacrobiotus metropolitanus, 944 nucleotides long. RefSeq lists its product as uncharacterized. Bases 52 to 747 code for a protein of 231 amino acids. NCBI's taxonomy places the organism in Eukaryota, Metazoa, Tardigrada, Eutardigrada, Parachela, Macrobiotidae. The transcript is spliced from 3 exons. The record is from RefSeq and is a predicted model, not a curated record.
UUCGCUGAUUAUCCGCAGACUGGCUGCGUAAUUUCUUGCCCGGAGUACGUAAUGAAGGAGUUAUUUCAUGCUCGUUGGAAGGCUUUCUUACCGUUGGUAAUGUGGAUGAUGCUGGUCGCCGGAGUCGCCGGAGUCGCCGCAACCCCUCCACCAUCUUACGAAAAGCUAGCACUACUUUGCAGACUGAAUUUGUCCGUGCCCGUCGCUGAGCAAAUGCUGGCGCUGGCGGAUGGCAUUACGGCCGCCAGCGCCAACAUCCGACGGCUGGCGGACACGAUCAACGCCGUCAUACAGACGCCGUUCAACAGUGCAAUGGGUAUCACGAACGCUUCAUCUACGCCACUGACCCCGCCCUCCACCACCCCUGCAGUUCAAACACCGGUAACCCCGCCACCCGAACUUUUUCUCGGCGAUCGCGAUGCCACUCCGCCCGCCGCGCCGCAUCUGCGUUCCCGGAAAACCUCCUGGCUCCGGUGUAUCGUCGAGAACCUCGAACGGGUGGUCAAACGUCAUCCGUUUUUCGCCGUGGUGACGGGCUGUGCCAUCCUUUUGACGAUCACGACGUGUUUUGGUGUACUGAUGCUACCUCACCUUUUCGACGCUCUGGAGGAGCGUUGUCUGCGUGGCCGGGUUCUGCUAAUCUUCGAGCUGAUAUUCGCCAUUGCGUUGGGCGCGUGGACCGUUGAUAAUUUGUCGAAGUGGUUAUGCGCAGGAGUUUUGUACUGCGGCGCUGUACUGAUUGGUUGAUUAAUGAUUUGAUUGAUUUUAGCAUCAGCGUAGUGUGUUCAGCCCAAUGUUAGAAUGAGUAGAAAUAUACGAAAGAGAUUUUGGUGAUUGUAAUUUGUACAGCAAAUUUGCAGAGGCGUUGUCGAUUUACCCAUUGUGCGUUCAGGUUUACCUUCACAUAUUUACACUGUACCUGUGACUUGAGAGUACAGUAGACA